CUGUCACGAACACGCGUAGCUCAUUGGUGGUUGCGCGAGUGAGCCCCGCCCGUCGGCUUUGGAGCCCUCUCUCUCUCUCUCGCCCUUUCCUCCCUCCUUUCGUGCCGCUUCGGGCUUCUUCCUCCGCCCUCACUCCCCUCUCUCCUCCCCCCAUCCGCCACCUCGUCUCUACCAUCCCUAAGCCUCGGUCACGCGUCACCUCCUUUCCUCACCCUCUAGGAUGGAGGGGAAUUAAUCUUCUAACAGCACAACUGAAGAACAACAAAGCAGUAUCAUCUCCGAAGUUAAUCGUCAUCCAAUGGGGGGAGCUUGUUCCAGGAAGAGAGACCUUCUCGAUGAAGAUGAUUUGCGCAGGUCUGGAAGAUACUCUAAGAGUGGAAGCUCAAAAUGGUUAUUACUUAUGCUGCCCCGUUGCAGCACAGAUGUCACAGCUGGAAGGCAAGGAAAGUGCCCUUCGCUCAUGGAGUUGUGUGUGGCUAAAGUUCGUGAGGAUAUAAAAAGGUAUACCAGCUUUUCCAUGCUUCCAAGAGACCUUAGCCAGCAGAUAUUCAAUGAAUUAGUGGAAUCUCAUUGCCUUACUGAUGGAUCUCUUGAAGCUUUUUGGGAUUGUGCUCUUCAGGAUAUUCAUCUUGGAGAAUAUCCAGGAGUGAAGGAUGGUUGGAUGGGCAUAGUUUCUUCUCAGGGGCAAUCACUUUUGUCCCUUGAUAUCUCUUGCUCUGAUGUGACAGAUUCUGGACUGUUUCUCCUGAAAAAUUGCUCCAAUAUCCAGAGCUUGAAAUGUAAUUACUGUGACCAAAUAUCAGAUUAUGGCUUAGAACACAUAUCUGGACUUCCAAACUUGACGUCUUUAAGUUUCAAGAAGAGCCAUGCUAUCACUGCCGAAGGAAUCAGGUCUUUUACCAACUUAAUUAACUUGGUAAAUUUGGAUCUGGAGAGAUGCUUAAAGAUUCAUGGUGGACUUAUUUAUUUGAAAGAUUUGAAAAAGCUUGAAUCCCUUAACAUCAGAUACUGCAAUUGUGUAACAGAUGCAGACAUGGAGCCUCUUUCAGGUCUUACAAACUUAAAAGAGUUGCAAAUGUCAUGUUGUAAAGUUACUGAUGUGGGCAUCGCUCAUUUGAGAGGUAAGAUGUAUUGUAUAUUUUCUGUUCUUGCCCUUGCAGUUUGUUAUUCUAUGUUUUGUUAUUCUCUGUCCUUUGAAACUAAUUGUCAGGGAGACUCCUGUUUUUCUAUUCUGUUUCAAAAUGCAUUUGUUUCUACAUUUAAGUUCCUUGCAGGCUUAUCUAAAGUUGCUCACUUGGACCUGGAGGGUUGUCCAGUUACUUCUUCUUGCUUGGAUGUUAUAUCAGGCUUCACAUCAUUGGUAUUUCUGAACUUGAGCCGAUGUGGUAUAUCUGAUGAUGGAAGUGAGAAUUUUUCCGGGCUUCAGAAGUUGAAAGUCUUGAACUUGGGGUUCAACAACAUUACUGAUGCAUGUUUGGUGUAUCUUAAAGAAUCGAUCAAUUUGGAGAGCUUAAAUUUGGAUUCUUGCAAGAUUGGUGAUGAAGGUUUAUUAAACUUGAAAGGCCUUCUACAGUUAAAAUGUUUGGAGCUGUCAGAUACUGAAAUUGGAAGCAAUGGACUGAGCCAUCUCUCUGGUUUACACAACUUGGAGAGUAUCAAUCUGUCAUUUACAGCAGUAACUGAUGGUGGUUUGAGGAGGCUGUCUGGAUUAACUUCCAUUAAAUCUCUUAAUUUGGAUGUUCGCCAGAUAACAGAUGUAGGCUUAACGGCUAUUACCGGUCUUACUGGAUUAACCCAUCUGGAUCUUUUUGGAGCUCGUAUCACAGACUUAGGGACAAACUGUUUCCAGCAUUUCAAGAACCUGCAGUCACUUGAGGUAUGUGGUGGGUCGAUAACCGAUGCUGGAGUCAAGAACAUCAAGGACCUCAAAUCUCUUACUCUAUUAAAUCUGUCUCAGAAUUGCAACCUCACAGAUAAGACUCUGGAAUUGAUUUCAGGAUUAACUGCAUUGGUUUCUCUUAAUGUAUCAAACUCACGCAUAACAAAUGCUGGAUUACAACAUCUGAAACCACUGAAGAAUCUGAGAUCACUUACCCUGGAGUCAUGCAAAGUAACUGCUACCGAAAUAAAGAAGCUACGGUUGGCUGCGUUGCCAAAUCUGCUUAGCGUUCGACCCGAGUAGUUCGAGGCCAAGCGUCUGUAGAUAGUCUGCCUCUGGACAGAUGACAGUGUGCGCACAUAUAAGGUGAUCUGCCAAGCGGAAUCCGACGGAGUCGUAAAUAAUGGGUGAUGUCUAGUCCUUGUGUUCUGAUCUAGUUUAAUUUAGAGGUGGGCAAACUUGCACAUAUAACUAAUGCAGUAGUAUGUAAAUAUGCUUCAUCCUGAACACAUGCAAGUAUUCUCACCUGAAAUAAUGAUUGUAAAUAUUUAUGUACAUAUGUUGGGAUUAUGUUGGUUUCUGUUUCAGCAUCUCUGUAGAUAUUGUAUGAUUGAUUGCUCAAA
Molecule: messenger RNA, 2502 nt
Organism: Musa acuminata subsp. malaccensis (wild Malaysian banana)
Lineage: Eukaryota; Viridiplantae; Streptophyta; Magnoliopsida; Zingiberales; Musaceae
Source: RefSeq, a predicted model, not a curated record